Molecule: messenger RNA, 1800 nt
Organism: Rhinopithecus roxellana (golden snub-nosed monkey)
Lineage: Eukaryota; Metazoa; Chordata; Mammalia; Primates; Cercopithecidae
Exons: 2
Coding region: 1-687 (228 amino acids)
Source: RefSeq, a predicted model, not a curated record
AUGAACUUCGCAGAAUACGCACAAGCGGCACAGCUUAGUGGAGGAGUCAAAGGGCGAACAAAGUGCGCAGGCGCGAGGGCGAAACGCGGCAAACACCAGCGCGCGCGCGCGCGCGCGUACCUUCCCCUCCCCCCACCUCAGCGAGGGUGGGCUGUUUGGCGCGCGCGCGCGCCGGCCCAUCUCCCGGGCUCCGCCCCCCGCCCCGCCGCGCGCUCCCGCCCCCGGGCUGAGGCGACUCAGAGUCGGAGCCCGACACAAAGGCGGUGGCGGCGGCAGCAGCGGAGGGGCCCUAGAGGCCGCUCCACUCGGGCUCUUCGGGCCCACCUCCCUCACUUCGGCCACCGGCGCGGCUGCCCACCCGCGGGUCUAAGAUGGCGGCGGCAACAGAGAUGGGGCAAGAGGCAGCCCCGAGCAGAAAGCGCCGGAGGGGCCGCCGCCGCCCAGCUUCGGAUCCCCAGACCCUGGCGCGGCUCGCUGCUGGACCAUGGCUUCCUGGGACUCUUACCUGCCCGGAGCGGACUCGAGGGGACGCGGCUACACGUUCUGCUCGACCGCCCGUUUUGCCGCCUCCGCCUCGCCCUCCCCAGCGCCGCUGCCGCCAUCUUGUGUCCCGGGCCGGGACUCCGCGCUGCGCAUGCGCUGGUACCGCCUCUGAGGGACCUCGCCACGGCCGUGCCGCCAUCUUGAGUGUGGCAGAAUCGGCUGACUCCUCGCACACACCUUGCUUUCGUCCCCCUCCUCUUCUUCCCAUCCGUCCCUGCUGUGUCUUGUGGCGCUGAGGAUGGGGAGAGAGCUUUGUAGGCCUGCGGGUGGACUGAGGAAGGAAUGAAUUCAUUGGCACGCCCUCGCCUCAGUUUCCCCCGCGAGCUCACAACGCAGGGGCCGGAUGUGGGCGGUGGGCGGUGUGCGGCGGGGUCUUACUGAGCGUGCGCACUAGGGGGCGUGGGGCUGUCUUAGAACCAGCUGGGGUCUCGGGCUGGGCCCCCGGCCUAGGGGAGGAGUCCUAGUGACGCAGGCUCCGGACGUAGCGGGGACCUGGGUCUUGGCACCCGCGCGGCUCUGCCGCUUCCGGCCAGUCUCCUUCCUUCUCUGGGCGUUUGUGUUGCAUGCUGUCGGAAUGUUGUGCGGCCCUGCCCCAUGCCUGGGCUACAUACACAUCAAACUCAGGCUGUAAAUGCUCUUGAGUAGAAGCAACUUAAACCAGCCUUGGGGGGCAAGUAAUAGAGAUGGCUUUCGGCAAAAUUGGGAAAUCAACUAAAUGCAUCGUAGGGCCUUUCCAACAUUGACGUCUGUGGCCGUUAGUUGCAGUUCAAAGCCUCACUGAGCCCUCAAACCUGCUACAGAGGGUAGCCUGGCAGGGAACUGGCAGCUGUGAGGUGCUCCUCGUCCCGCUCCCUGCAGGAUUCUUUUUGGUAGGGGCCUGCUGGCGUCAGAAUGGUAGCUCCACCCAUCUCCGGCCUCCCCAGUAGGCAGCCCUUCCAGUGCUAGCUUGAGAGGACAAGCUUGCCACCUGCUGUCAGACCGGCGCUUGUGUGAAGCCAGGGGCUGGCUGUAGGUGCCCCGGCUGGGCAGCCUCUGGGAUGUCCAUGGUCCCGGCUGCACGCCAGCGUGGGGGCAGGCAGGGUGAGGCUCAACAAAAACGGAGGCACUGGUAUGAGUAGUAAUUGAGAGCAAGGGUUCAGAUCCUCAUCUGGUUUCAAUCUCUGCUCUUCCACCCAAAAUGUGUGGCCUUGAAGGAGUUAACCAAUUUAAAUUUUAGUUUCCUCAGUGGAAGAUAAUAAAUCCGCCUACCUCAUAAAA